AUGGGGAACAUGGACGGGAAAGCGGUGGAGGAGCUGAGCACUACCGAAUGCCACCAGUGGUACAAGAAGUUCAUGACGGAGUGUCCCUCCGGCCAGCUCACCCUCUACGAGUUCAAACAGUUUUUUGGCUUGAAAAACCUGAGUCCAUCAGCGAACAAAUACGUUGAGCAAAUGUUUGAGACGUUUGACUUCAACAAGGACGGCUACAUCGAUUUCAUGGAGUACGUGGCCGCUCUGAGCCUGGUGCUGAAAGGGAAGGUGGAUCAGAAGCUGAGGUGGUACUUCAAGCUCUACGACGUGGACGGGAAUGGCUGCAUCGACAGGGGAGAACUACUAAACAUCAUCAAAGCUAUUCGUGCUAUUAACCGGUGCAAUGAGACGAUGACAGCUGAGGAAUUCACCAACAUGGUGUUUGAUAAAAUUGAUAUCAAUGGAGAUGGCGAGCUCUCGCUGGAGGAGUUCAUGGAGGGCGUGCAGAAGGAUGAGGUGCUGCUCGACAUCCUCACCCGCAGCCUGGACCUGACCCACAUCGUUCAGCUGAUCCAGAAUGAUGGGAAGAACCCCCAUAGCCAGGAGGAGGAGGAGGAGGAGGCUGCCGAGUAG
Rhea pennata is the source of this 603-nucleotide messenger RNA. RefSeq names its product guanylate cyclase activator 1A (gene GUCA1A). The transcript is spliced from 4 exons. The coding region runs from base 1 to 603 and encodes 200 amino acids. Gene Ontology annotation, cellular component: cone photoreceptor outer segment; photoreceptor inner segment. Gene Ontology annotation, biological process: visual perception; positive regulation of guanylate cyclase activity. Gene Ontology annotation, molecular function: calcium sensitive guanylate cyclase activator activity; calcium ion binding. The record is from RefSeq and is a predicted model, not a curated record. Lineage: Eukaryota; Metazoa; Chordata; Aves; Rheiformes; Rheidae.